AUGCGUAUAUUUCGGCUUAUUUAUGUGGUCGUUAUAGUUCUUGCAUUGUUAUUGGCCUUGAUACCUCAGCAAGAACCUUUUCCGAGGAAUUUGCCCGAAAGAUAUUUGUUUAGUGCGCUGAAAGCCAAGUAUGGGGAUUCUAGAAAUCUUGACCACUCUGAGACAAGAAAGCUAUACAAUUCUUUGUUAACUGAAAUUGGAGAGUUCAUAGAACAAAAUAAAAAUAGACUGGACGCAAAACAGCAAGCAGUUUCCUGUAAUGCACUGCGCUGGACGGCCCGUUUAUAUUCCCGAACGAGAGAUGGAACGUACCCUCUUCCCAUUUUGACCGACUGGGUUCUUCAAUUAAGAGAUGGUUAUGUUCAUGGUCUUCGAUAUUUUCCAAAUGUCCUUUUCCGGGAUUUGGGAGACGUAGUAACUGGCAAUUUUAGCUUUUGGCGUUCUAUUCUUGUUAUUAGGCAGUUUAGUCGAUGUGUUUUUCCCUCAGUUAAUUCCACGGGGUGCCCGUCGUAUCAGUUUCUUCGUCAGAUUAGAGGGAAAAGUGACGAAGAUGUACUGGCAUCAUGCACAAAAAGCAACACAAUAUAUGAUUUUCUUUAG
Molecule: messenger RNA, 600 nt
Organism: Trypanosoma cruzi
Lineage: Eukaryota; Euglenozoa; Kinetoplastea; Trypanosomatida; Trypanosomatidae
Exons: 1
Coding region: 1-600 (199 amino acids)
Source: RefSeq, a predicted model, not a curated record